Cherax quadricarinatus is the source of this 2720-nucleotide messenger RNA. Its product is annotated as phosphatidylinositol-glycan biosynthesis class X protein. Lineage: Eukaryota; Metazoa; Arthropoda; Malacostraca; Decapoda; Parastacidae. The record is from RefSeq and is a predicted model, not a curated record. Gene Ontology annotation, biological process: GPI anchor biosynthetic process. Gene Ontology annotation, cellular component: endoplasmic reticulum membrane.
CAACCCCAACAAGAGCCAGACUGUCAGCUUGUUGUUAUUGAUGUUAUACAAACAUAUUUCUGUCAGUGGCCUUAUAAACCCCAGCAUUGUUGAAUCACAUCAGUGACUACAAUGGCUGGUGUUUCAUUGGUUGUGAUUGUUGUAGUAGCAUCACUUGUGGCAACAACUUUGAGCUUAACUUGCCCUCUAGUUCUCAGAACUAAUGCUCAGGUGGAACGGCAGUUAUUAAAUGAAGGCUUUCACAGAGACUUGGAGACUACAGUAUUUUUAUCAUCACCAGAGGACCUGCAGUCAUGUGUAGUGCUCAUUAAAGAAAUCUUCCCUUCUGGCUCUUACGUUGACCCCAACCAGCUUCGUUUCCUCAAAUCUCUUGGAGGUCCUGAUUUUUAUGUUCCACAGGUUAUCAAUGUUGAGACCCCAGAGCACCUGUCACCUCGAAUUCUUGCUUAUUUUUAUAUGCUGCCAAGGCCAUUCAGUGAUGGGAGAUGGGUGGUGAACAUGACUGUCCCUGUCCACCUCCGCUAUCACAGGGCUCGAAGUGGAGAGUCAUACCCACUAGAAGUGGCAGUAAGACUUCAACACCCGGCUGUGUUUCUCCAGUGUGAAGACAUAGGAGGAGAUGCAUGCAGGCCUUUGGUCCACUUGGAGCCAUGCCCUCCUAAUGGCGUGCAGCAAUGCGAGUGGCUUCCUGUACACACCUUCAGUACAAGUGAGGCAGUGCUGGGUGUGGUACCAGUAGGCAACACAGACCUGCUGGACACAGUGCUCCUCACCACCACCUGCAUCACUGCUGGAGCAAUGCUACUCAUCCUUGCAACACUCAGGAAAAAAUAAAUCUAGGCAUAAGAAAAAAUCAAGAAAAAAUAAAUCUAGACAGGAAUAUUGGAAGGUCUAUAACAAACAUGAAUGAAACUAAACUAGUCAAAUUUCUAAACGAGUAUGAUAAUGCUGGAAUUGUAAACACUGUUGAGCCUAGUCACGGUUGUAACCUCAAAACCCAAUUGACCCAUGGAUUUAGUGCCUCUGCAAUGACAGUGAUUAUGUAUGAGUGGUGGUGAAAAGUGUUGAAUGAUGGUGAAAGUAUUUUUCUUUCUUUUUGGGUCACCCUUCCUCGAUGGGAAAUGGCAAGUGUGCUAAGAAAAAAAAUGUAAAUAUAAUAUGAAGAUGCACUUUCUUACAUCACUGUAAAUAAGAUUUGUUUAUUAUGCAUUUAAGCAAUAUAUAAGUGGCUUAUAUAAUAUAACAGUCUUUUGUCUAAAUGUGAGUACAGUUUAUAAUAGCAGAACCUAUAAAGAAAUUUCUUGAAUAUAUUAUGAUAUUAAAAGUUUUUGAAAACUGUAGACUUUGGGAACUUCAAAUUAAUUUCAUUGAUGAUAUAUGACAUGACAUAUAUGACAUAUUUGGAAAUUCUUGUGUCAUGCAUGCGUGUAUAUGUGACAUGACAUUAAGCUAAGUUUUAUGAUCUAUAAUUCAGUCCUCUGUGAUCUUACAUUAAUGAACUUACAUAAAGUUCAAGCAGUACUCCUUGACACUGGAAUCUAGAAAAAAACUAAUCUUGAGUAAUUAAAUACAUAUCCAACUAUAUGAAUAUCAAAAUGAAUGGCAAAAACAGUUGGUAGGAAAAAUAAAUGAAAAAAUUUCUAGGCUUAAUCCAGAUGGACUAGAAAAUAAAAUUUAAUACUCAUAUCCAACACAAUGCAUACUUUUAAAUGUCCACUAUUAUGUACCUACCUCAACUCUGUUUAUACUGCACUUUUACUGAUCCAUGUCUCAUGUGAUGUGUGUACUUGGAUCAGCAACUACAACCACCUUAAAUCAGUCAUCAUUCAACAAAAGGUAGCCAUGGGAGUUAUUUGAAAAGUUAGCGGUAGACAGCAUAUACCACCUCUAUUCAAAGUCUUAAAUUACUAAAUAUAUAAACCAUUCAUGCAUUCUGCUACUCACUUUACAUCUUCAGGACAAUAAACAAUAAUAUCAAUACACAAUUAAGAUUCUUCCUAGAGAGAGCUGCAACAGAACCCACAGGUGUCAAACAAGAAAUGAAUUCCUAUUUGAUAUUUCAUGUUUACAAUGGAGUCUGAGUAAAUGCUGUGAAAAUUAAAGGACCCAAAAUCUGGAAUGGUCUACCAGAUAAUAGGAAUGGAGGCAAAAACCAUUUGCCUCCACUCCUAUCUAACACGCACAUGCCUGCUGGAUGUCCAAGCCCCUCACACACAAGACCUUUACCCCAUCUCUUCAACCUUUCCUAGGGUAACCCCUACCCCACCUUCCCUUCACUGCAGAUUUAUACACCCUCCAGGUCAUCCUAUUUUGCUCCAUCCUCUGUAAAUGUCCAAACCACCUCAAUAAAAAACUACAGUGGUACCUCGAGUUACGAACUUAAUUCGUUCCAGAAGGCUGUUCAAGGGCCGAUAGUGAACGAAUUUGUUCCCAUAAGGAAUAAUGUAAAUUAGAUUAGUCUGUUUCAGACCCCCAAAAAUACACUUACACAAGCACCUACAAAAAUACACUUACAUAAUUGUUCAAGUUGGGAGCUGUUCGAAACUCGAGGUACCACUGUGUAUACACGUAUAUAUACACACACAGUAUAUGCAUACAUGUAUAUAUAUGUAUAUGAUAAAUGUGUUCAUUAGCUCAAGUAUUGCCAUGUGAAAUACUUUUCAUUUGUAUAUGGUAAUAUGUAUUUAUGUAUAUUUAUGCGUAAUAAAAUUUUGUUAUUA